Molecule: messenger RNA, 966 nt
Organism: Ziziphus jujuba (common jujube)
Lineage: Eukaryota; Viridiplantae; Streptophyta; Magnoliopsida; Rosales; Rhamnaceae
Product: WRKY DNA-binding transcription factor 70
Exons: 3
Coding region: 1-948 (315 amino acids)
Biological process (GO): regulation of DNA-templated transcription
Molecular function (GO): DNA-binding transcription factor activity; sequence-specific DNA binding
Source: RefSeq, a predicted model, not a curated record
AUGGACGGUUCUUGGCCUGAAAACCUAGACGCCAUUCGGAAAAUGGCCAUUGAGGAGCUGAUGAAAGGCCGGGAACUCGCAAACCAGCUUCGAUGUGUUCUCUCCAAGUCUGAUGAUUCAGCUGGAUCUGUGAAAAAUCUACUCAUGAAGAUAAUGAAAUCGUUUUCCACAACCCUUUCCAUUUUGAAUGUGAAAUCCUCGGUGAUCUCUCAAACUCAAGCUGAUUUCCAAGUGGGUUUACCGUGUUUGGUUGCUCGGAAUUCUGAAGAUUCCCAAGAAAGUUGCAAGAGUAAUACUAUUACUAUCCCAAGUAAAAAGAACCGCAGGGGUUGCUAUGAGAGAAGAACAAGCCUAAGGACAUGGAAAAGAGAUACUCCAACUCUCAUUAAUGAUGGUCAAGCAUGGAGGAAGUACGGACAAAAAGCGAUUCUCAAUGCCAAGUAUCCCAGGCACUACUUCAGGUGCGAGUACAAGAAUGAUCAAGGCUGCAAAGCAACCAAACAAGUUCAAAGAAUCCAAAUGAAUCCCCCACUGUACCGGACCAUAUAUUAUGGGCAUCACACAUGCGAGGACCUCAAAAACCCUGAAAUGAUCUUGGAAUGCAACACUAGUACUAAUCCUACUGAGAACACUUCCUCGAUUUUCAUCAGCUUUGACACUUCUAGCCUCACAAACCUCAAAAACGUACAACACCAUCCAUUUUUCUCAUCGAUCAAACAAGAGUGUAAGGAAGAGAAAACAUCAUGUGACAAUGAGGAUCACAACCAGCCACCGUCAUUGUCGUCGUCUGAUUAUUUUGUGUCUCCUGAUUUGAUGGCGGCAGCUGGAUCGCCUGAGCAGCCAAUGAAGGUGUUGCCAUCGACUCAGGACUUUGAUCAUGAGGGUUUAGUAAGUGGGAUGAUGGAGUAUGUUGGCUUGGAUCUCGAUGAUCUCCAUGUUGAAUGUUGAUAUCGGUACGUAUAUGCA